CUGCACAUUUGGAGUCCAACCUGUCUCAAUCCACGCGUUGUUCCUCUAUUCCCAUGAUUAUUUUGUUAUUGAAAACUUGUUCAGCAGCUCAAGUAACCCCGGUCCACUGGAAGCACAAUAGUCCGACGACGACAACAGCUAACAUCGCUUCCACCCCCUAACUAAAUAUUGCCAACUAUGAAAAUUAUCAUCGUCGGCGCCGGAAUCACCGGUCUAUCAACAUACCUCCACCUCCUCAAGCACCUCCCCAACUCCAAAUCCCACACCAUCACAAUCUACGAAUCCCACAAGCCACGCUCAUCACUCCCCUCCUCAAACCCCCCUAUCUCAAUUGAAUCCCUCUCCACGUCCACAGCCCUAGUCGGUGGUGGUCUAGGAGUAUCCCCCAACGGAAUGCGCGUCCUCUGGGAACUCGAUGAAGAUCUACAUGACGCAGUUGCCGCGCAAGGGUUUCCUACCGAGCACUUUGUUUUUAAAGGGGCGAAUGGCUGGGUUCUUGGGAUGCAGAGAACCGGGGAUGGGAAGGUGAGAAAAGAAGGCGAGAAAGAGGAAAUCUGUAUCGCAAGUUCUCGACACGGCCUUUGGUCGGUGAUUAUGAAGACUGUUGGGGAAGGCGUUGUGCAGUAUAAAAAAGUUAUUAGUAUCGGUAGAGACCCGCAUACGGGUCAAGUUAUCGUGAGGACAUUAGACAGUGAGGGGAAUGAGGGAGAAGAUGUUGCAGAUCUCUUGAUUGGGGCGGAUGGAGUCAAGAGUGUGGUUCGAACGGCACUACUUGGCGGCGAAGGGAAGUAUACGCCCCAAUAUCUCGGCCAAUCCGGCGUCGGCGGCUUCAUCAACCAGCCCAUCCCCAAAUAUAUCCGUGACAACAAAGCUAUGGUAUUUACCUUCGGCGGUGCCGGAUUCUUCGGAUACUCUAGCGGUGGACCCGCAUCUGCCGAAAGCGUGAUGUGGUGGUCUACAUUCGAAACCUCAUCUCUCCCUUCAACAAAUGAUAUAAACCCCACCGAGAUCAAGAAGGCGCUCAUUGAGCGUCAUAAGAAUUGGAAAGACCCAGUCCUCCAAGAUAUUAUCCUGAAAGCUGAAGUACAGUCUAUCUAUCCAACGUGGGUUCUUCCCGAGCUACCAAACUGGGGGGAACGUGGGAUUGUGUUGGUUGGAGAUGCGGCCCAUGCUAUGGAUCCGACAACGGGCCAGGGUGCUUCUCAGGGCUUAGAAGACUCGAAAACUCUAGCUCUUUUACUUGCCAAGUGCAUGAAGCGUUCUGAGGCAGGGGGGGCGAGCGGCCCAGGGAGUGAGAAAGAGGCUGUUGCCCUUGCUAUCAAACUCUACCACCAGAUCCGCAGCCCUCGAGUUUCCGAGAUUGUGGAGCGCGGCAAGAAGUUAGCUGGAAAGAAAGCUAAUGUUGGGAUUAUCUUGGAAUACGUGACCUAUGUCUUCCUCUGGUUGCUGAAUAAAUUCCCAUCGUUUGGAAAAUUUAUGCUCGGGGAUGUUAAUCGAUCGCUGUACGCUUGGUCCGCGGAAGACGAGAUCCAGAAAGCCUUCCGGGAAAUGGGUAGUUCGUCGUAA
Messenger RNA from Lindgomyces ingoldianus, 1566 nucleotides. Its product is annotated as FAD/NAD(P)-binding domain-containing protein. Gene Ontology annotation, molecular function: FAD binding; monooxygenase activity. The transcript is spliced from 3 exons. The record is from RefSeq and is a predicted model, not a curated record. Lineage: Eukaryota; Fungi; Ascomycota; Dothideomycetes; Pleosporales; Lindgomycetaceae. The coding region runs from base 178 to 1566 and encodes 462 amino acids.